Metarhizium acridum CQMa 102 is the source of this 1209-nucleotide messenger RNA. Lineage: Eukaryota; Fungi; Ascomycota; Sordariomycetes; Hypocreales; Clavicipitaceae. The record is from RefSeq and is a predicted model, not a curated record.
AUGGCUGCUCCUCAUCUCCGGCAUCAAAACUCCCUCGAGGGCUUUGUGAACUUAUCGUCAAGCCCUCCUCUUCCAGCUAAUAUUCGUACCCAAGCCGACCACCGCUUCCAGGAGAUCAUGGAACGCUUCCGAGAUAGAGACCCCGACCGAAGCUCUAAAUACGAUCGACCUAAGCUUAUUAACCUCAUUUACCGAUAUGCUAUAUCCCAAAAGUCCAGAGAUAAUAUCUUGCGAGCCGUAUUUCGCGCUCUAGAGCUGCCGAUAGAGGGAGACGCGGUCGAUUUCUCAACCGAAACAGCGCUGUUAUUGCGUCUAAUUGGAUUUGCAGACCACUUGGUUGAUAAUUUUUUCAUGCCAUGUACGCUGAAAAGGAGCUACAACCGUGUACGCGCCUUUACAUGCUUGGUGCUAACCGAUUCCAUUACAGUACGGGCGUUAACGGCCAAGACGCCUCAGCCUACACCACAUUACCGGUCCGCAACGCUGCGAUCGAGCAGUAAGGAUUUCGUCGGAACACCCGAGCGACUAUCUACUCUUCGUGGCGACUGCCUAGUUCGGGAUAAGCAUCGAUGUGUUAUAUCACGAGUCUAUGAUAAGACGCGUGCAGAAAAACAGGCAGCAGCGGAUGUUAUGCUUGACGAUGAUCAGCGUCCAAUUAAAGACGGCAAGUUUGCUUAUUUGGAGGUUGCCCACAUCAUGCCACACUCCCUGGUGCAGGUCGGAUCGGAUUUAGAAGAGCUAAAUGAAGCAAGGAAAACCGCCCUAGAAAUCCUCAACAUGUUCGACAAUGACAUUGACCAUCGUAUCAAUGGCACAGAUAUUAACAGGCCGUUUAACGCGUUAACAUUAACCCUCAACUUGCAUCGAGCCUUCGGCAAUUUUGAAGUCUACUUCACAUCUAUCCGCGGCCGCGAGCAUACGUAUGAGAUUAGCACAUUCCAACGCACAGGGUUCACAGAGGUGGCCCUCCCUGUUGUGAGGACAUUACACCUCACGGAAGAUCGAAAUAUCGAGCCUCCAUCUCCCCAGCUUUUGGCUGUGCACCGUGCUAUUGCUCACAUUCUGCAUCUAUCGGGCGCUGGGCGUUAUAUAGAUCGCAUCGUUGAUAGCAUGAAUGAGCAACAGGCUAGAAGUGAUGGCUCCACAGAUCUAGGGAGUCUUGUACGCCUGCGCGCACAAGCAUGGAUCGCUGGCGGUGUAUAUAUGUAA